GCGAGCUUACGAAAUUCGAGCCGCCCACAAAGCCUAGGCACACGAAAAGAGACUACAGUCCGGCUCCACGUUUUAUCUCUAGCAGCAGAGAACGGGUUUCUAUUUUAAUGUCCGCGAUAUUUGAGGUGCUUGACUUUGAGGCCACCGCAUAACGAAGUUGCUCCCAAAAUCGGUACCAAAUCUUGCGCACUAACCAACCCUUGGUUACACCUCCCACUGAAGAUCAGGAGGUUGACGACCGGGAGGAAGUUCUCGGAACGUAGUGAGACGUCAGACCGGUCGAAGAUGCUGCAAACCAAAUCGUGGAUGAGGUAGGCGAUUGUUGUCGGAAAUGGAGUUGCAGCGGCGAAAAAUGUGCCCCAAUAGUACGAAAUGGAGGCCUUUUUCGAUGACCAGCGGGACAGGGACGCCGAAAUUCCACAGCAAGGGAGGGAGCUAGGGAGGUAGAGCGAGAGAAUUAUAAAAGUAUAGAAAGAAGAAGCGCCAACAACUCCGACUGGCAUGAGAUCGUGUGUAAAUAGGCCCCUCUGAACCCUACCCAAAUGGUCGAUGGGCAUUACAUGGUGUUACUGAGUCCACCUGCACAAUUAUCUGUACCACCACUGCGCCUCUCACUCCCUCCAUCGCCGAGUUUACUCUCGCUCGCGCUCUUCACUCUCGGAUGCGCUCUGGUUGCUUCCCGGGCUUUCCUCGGCACCCUACCAGAGCCACCCACCACUACAUAAACUCGAGCAUUUUCGGAUGGCAAUCCGAUCGGAUCACUUCGCGCACUCCGGCGUCGGACUGACUGACUGACUGACAGACAGACAGACAGACACAGAGGAGAGGGAGAGAGAAGACUGGACCCGAAGCGUUCCUGUGGACUGGGCCUCAUUCACUCCACACUCCCUCACCCUCCCUCCCUCCUUCCUUCCUUCCUUCCUGGCGCCGUUCUUCUGCUUCGUCGGGGGCACCAUCCAUCACCACCAUCAGCAUCCAUCAUCUAUUGGCGGAAACAAACAACAACGGAAGCUUGUUUUUACUCUCCGGUCUUCUGCCGUGCCUGGCUGGGGCUCACUACCACAUUCUGUUCUGCUCGCCUGUGUCAAACGACGGACUCUGGAGUCAAAACAAUACCUGUGCGCUCUCGUCCCCACCCUCCCCCCUCGCGCACGGUCUCCCAGAUUCCGGUGAGGAAGACGAAGAAGAAGAAGAAGAAAACAUGUUAUGAUUGCCUGCCUGCAUUUAAAUGCCUCGUCCGUAAGGCCAGCGGAGGUUGUUGGUUGUGGUAGCUGUGGGAGAAGAGACGUAGGACGGGAGGGGAAAGAAGUUGUCGCUGGUUUCAGCGACGCAGGCCGAGGCCAAGGCAGGCACAAGCUCCAGCUCAAGCUCAGUCACGCCGUCUGGCUGGCUGGCUGUCAGCGACUCGACAUCAAUCGUCCGGUCGGUCGGUCGGUCGAUGCUCGGCUUCGACAGUGUUGACGACGGGCACCGAUGUUGAUGCCGUCGUUGCAAGCCGUGCUCAGAGCUGCCUGGGCUUCACUCAAAUAAAGUCGGAUCAAAUUGGUAGUGAGGGUUGCCUGGAUAUCAUGUGCACUGGAUCUCAGAGCAACCGAGAAGAUUGAUGUCAAUAGGUGAGGGUGACAAAAUGAAGGACGGGGGCAAUAUGAAGGAAGGUCGGAAUAGAAAAAUGAACCUUCAUAACAAAUGGCUGCCACCCCCAGUGGCCGAGCUGGUUUCGGUUGAACGGCGUCGAUUUUCACAAAUAGUUCAGAGAGUCAAGGAGGAAUGGCAACCCGAUGAUCACCUCAAACGGCUGGACACAGUCCAGUGGUGCUCACUUAUCAACACAUACUUGAAGGUUAAGAGCGACAUUGCCAUUGAGGAUCUGGAAGACCUAACGUCAGUGGUUCUCAAGUUGAUACUGUGCUCAUCUGACAGUCUCUACGUUCAGUACCGUUGGGGCAGUUGCUUGACGAGGAUAUUGAGAAAAUUCCGUCAUAAGCUUACAUUGAAUAUUGAGUGGCGUCCACUGUAUGAGUUACUCCUCAACGUACAUUUUGAAAGGCGGCAUUCAUACGAGGGUUGGGUUCUGAAAAGAAAUCAUUUGACCACUAUAACUCACCUGAUUCGAAGUUGUCGAAGAUUCUUUCCCCCAGGAUCUUCAGCAGAAAUUUGGAAUGAAUUCAGACCAGCACUGGAGCAUAUGUCACACAAUUCAGCCCUCGAAGCCGCGGGUUUUCUUUCUCUUUUCCUCCCUACUGCUCAGCAUAAGCUAGAGAGGAAACCAAGUCUAUUCAACAGUGAGUGGGUGAAAGAGUGUAUCGAUUUUUGGGAGAAGUUGCCUUAUUCCAACUAUUGGAACAUGCAAUGGGGUUCAUUACUGAGUCGCUGCAUCAAGCAUCAAGUAAUAAAGACGUCAGAGUGGGAGCUGUUCUUGCCUUCAAUGUUUAUGCUCUUUUUGAGAACAUUUGAGGUACCUGUGGGGAAGUCUAGUCAGUGGGCUCCAAUCUAUCGAAGAUUGCCUCGUGAAGUGGCAGCUGCAUUCUAUACCCUCUCGAUGCCUUCCAGUCCGGAUAUUGUUGCCAGGUCUAUUGUGUAUAUGAUCAUCCCUGGCGGGUCUACUCUUAGGCAUUUGGAAUGCCUAGUAGAUUACUUGGAGCAGUAUUAUCAUCCGUCGAAUGGAGGGUCGUGGACUACCUCCCUUGAAAGCUUCUUGCGGAAUCUGGUGUUUUACUUCAUGAAGCGCUUAGCUAGUGAACAUCUACUCAGAGUCAGGGAUGAGGAUGCAGUGGAAUGCUCACAUUUUCUGGGGCCUGAAGAAAGAGUGGCUUUCGUGAAAGUGGUCAUGCGCUUAGUAGAAAGGGGGCAAUAUAGCAAGAAUGUGUCUCUUGCAGCCUGUGCUGCCAACGUGGCAGCUCGACUGACUUACUUGGAACCAUACGUAGUUCUCCCACUUAUUGUGUCUUGCUUCCAAAUGGCCAUGGACACUAUAACUGCGACGCAUCAGUUAGAAUCUUCAUUGACAACUCUUGCUCUCGCGGCGCGAGCCCUGUUAAUUGCAUCUGCCGAAGAAAGUUCAUCGAUGGUAUUUUCUGCUGAGAUAGACACCGCAGUUGAUAAGGUCAUGUCCGGCCUUGACGUUUCCCUGAAAGAAUGUCGGAGUACCUUGGCUGUCGCAAUGUUUACAACGCUGUUGGGACUCGACGCCAAUGACCCACCAAAGACCUUGGCAACCCUACAACUGUACUGCUCAGUUGUUUCGAGUAUUACUGUCUUGGGAAGCAAUGACUCCGGACCAGGUGGAACCCUCCCUAUUGACUGGUCGGAGUGGGUAGGUAAUUUCCUUGAACGUCUCUUCACGCUCCUCGUCAAUCUGGAACCAAUCUCUCAAUCUGCUGAGGUGGAGCCCGACCUUGGAUUUCUGAUGGAAGAAGGAUCACAUUACUCAUCUCUUCUGAUGCUAUUAUUCCAGAAAGUAACGACUUCUGUCUAUAACGAGGCCCUCAAAAAGGUGGCUAAAUUUGUUAACAGCAACAUUCUCCCUGGAGCUGUUGACGAGAUCGGAGCCCUCUGCUCUUGUGCAUUGAUCGGAAACCGUUCUCUGGCCCUUCCGCUGCUUUCUAAACCACUCAUGAAUUCCAUCGUUUCUUCCCUUACCGAAACCCCGUGUACUGGCUUCAGUGCAAGCAGUAAUAAGAAAUCUUAUGAGAAUUUCAAGGCGGGGCUUUCUCCAGCGCUUGAGAUAACCUUAUGCUAUCAGUUAAAUGUUCUAUCAAUGUCUCUCUUGUACGGAGGAGCAGCAUUAACGCAGUAUAAGCAUCUUCUAUUGCAAGUGAUAGGAGCUUCGUUUGAUGCACCUAGCUCAAAGGUGAAUGAAGCAGGAAAUCUUCUAGUGAGCUCCAUUCUAGCAAGCUUGCUUCACUACUAUCCAGAACAUUUCUGCAGAUCAAAUCCCAGCACAAAAUCUCGUUUUGACAUCGAGGAAUGGUAUAGUACGAGCGGAAGCGAUGCUCCAGAAGAGGGAAGCGGUCCUACAUGGCACAUUACAAACGCUGACGAGGUGGCAUUCGUGGAGGAGAUAUUGAACCUGCACCUGAGGGAUUCCCUAGCUGAUCUGAGAUCGAUUGUCAAUGAUGCUGUCCGAUCCAAGCCGUCUGGGCAGGAGCGGGAGCAAUUACGGGUAAUCGCUCUGCGCCUUGGAGGAUGUCUGAACGGAGUCGGUUCCUGCCUCCCCGAUUUUGAGAUUCCCCCAGACACAAUCGACCAUUCUCUUAGCAAGGGGAUUGACUUGAAGUCCUUGAGUGUUGUUGGAGCGGAAGGCACGGUUGUUGGUUCUUCCAAGUUAAGAGAAGAGAUUGCGGAAACACUGCACAAAACCUGCGAGUACAUGCUAAAGGAGAGAGCCGAUGAUACGAUUCUACUGAAGUUGCUUGUUGGGUUGUUGGACGUUACGGGCAAUUAUGGAUCAAUGACUUACCAAUCUUGGCUCCAAAGCUGUUCCUUAUGGAACGCUGAGGAUAAGACUCUCAGGGAACCCAAAAUCAACCUCAUCACAGGUGCAGACGCGACCAGCAGGAGAAGACCAUGGUGGAUGCUUGUUGAAAAGACCAAUCUUCACAAUUUCUUGCGAGCUUCACAAGCAGGAUAUCAUCGUUACUACAGAGGGUUAAAUGCACCAUAUCAUUUGAUUCUUUUAUCCAAAGACCUUCUCAAACUCUCAUUGCACAGCUACCGUGCUGUCCGGUUAGUUGCCGUAAACAAGCUCGGGAGGAUGCUAAAGCGCUAUCCCUCAUUAGUCAAAGAAUGUAUGCCGUUGUUGACAACAAGCCUGCAAGAUGUGCAAGCUAAAGAGGAAACUGCCUUGGGCGCUUGUAACGUUCUCAAGUCUCAACCAGUCAUGAGACAUCUUAGGCAGGAUUGGAAUGCUCUGGCUUCUUUCUUAUUGGCGCUCCUUCGUAGCUCUCAUCACGAAUCAGUCAAAGCUCAAAACGCCAUUAAUGAGCUUUUUCUCGUCUUCAACAUUCUGUAUGGGGGAGUUCCCUUCAGCUCCUAUGCAAAAGUAGGAGAAAGUUUACAAGACUUGUCAUACAGUAAGAUGAUUACGCAUAUUCAAGACCAAGUUGUUCCUAGUGGUGGAGGAACAGUUCCUGUUCAUUGGCGGUACAACUUGAUGGCCCAUGGAAUACUUCUCUUUUUGGUACUGCCCCCUCCAUCGGAUGAACAUUCUUUUUAUGCGGGAAGCGUUUUAAAGUCAAGAGAGAACAUUGCAGGUGGGUUCAUGGCGAACCUUCAGAGUGAACUGCCAGCGCUCAGACCGUUGUCCGUGAUUGCACUUCUUUUCCUCCUCCAAGCAACGUCAUCGAAAGCUUUCUACGGCGAAAAACCGUCUUGGCUGAAGAAUGGAAACGGCACAGAAUAUGCUGUAUCAUUAAAAAGCGCAAUCAUAUCCAUUUUGCAACGGCAAGGUUUUGGGCAGAAAGUCAUUACCAAUUUGGCUGCCGACCAUCACUACUUUGAAGGUCAAAACUCCUAUAAUCCUCAGCAGAUGUCGGAUGUGGGAUUAACUGCAUUGAUGCCCACCUUUAUGCGUGAUUGGCCUCGAACACUGACAUGGGAUUCUAAGCUAGAAGGGGAGGCCUUCUUACCAACUUUUGCGAGACUAUUUCAAUAUCUGCUACAAGAAUGUGGGUCACCUGUUCUUGAUGCCCUGCGAGUUCCCUUGGAGGACGCUUGCAAUGACGUGGAGGAAAGGGGAAAACAGUGUAUAGCUGCUGAGAUUAUGGCUGGUCUCCUACAUUCAGAUGUCGAAGGCAUUGUAGAAGCAUGGGAUGAUUGGAUGAAGCCUUUGCUUCACAAAGUCGUGUUGCAAUCCACAUUGGAAUCAGCGGCUGAGUGGGCAGCCUGUGUACGUUUUGCGGUGGGUGGGGAGGGCAGAGAUGGGCGGGAAGUUCCCAAGCUUCGAUAUAAGAUCCUUGACUGUCUAGCAGAGCCACUGCCAGAUCGGGCUUCAACUAGCUUGCUUACGAAACGCCUCACUCUUCUUCGUGCAGCCGUCAGUGAAUUACUGCCCAUGUCAAGGCUAGACUGCGAUGUCAAAUUUCAAAUUAGUCUUUUAGAUGAAAUCAUGACAUACAUGUCGCACAGUGCACCUCAGGUUCGUCAAGGGGUGGGUCGGUUAAUGUCUAUCAUUUGUGCCAACCUACAACUAGCAGCUGAAUCAGGCUCACUAUCUUCAACCGAGAAAGAUGCUCCUCUAUCGCCUACUGAUUCGCCCAUGUCUCCGGAAGUAACCGAUGCGAAUGGAGACUGCAAAAUGCCAUUGGACUGGAGGGCAGCACUAGUGAGUGGUGCACUGUCGGCUGCUGAAAAAAUUCAAAGUGCAGGUGGGCCGGAUCUUAGCGGCGAUGCUUCUACUUUCGAAGGAGUAUACAGUAAAGAAAGCAAAGAGGCGGUUCGGUGGAUGGAAACGGCUUUGCACUUCGUUAUCGCGAGUGUCAGAUCAGGCAGUGGCCAUGUGCUUUUGAGCGUCACAAGGGAGCUGCUACACCCGAUUCUUUCUGUGCAGGAAACGUGGAAUAAAGAGCUGGCAAAGUUGGCAAAGUCAGCUAUGCAUCUUCUACGAUGGCAGCCGUUCGGAAGUGUACACUUAGGAACAACAAUUGCCACUGCUCUAGCUGCUUCGACAGAUAGUAUAUGGCACACGAGAGUAGCUGCUUUGAAGUUUAUGCAGCCGGUGGUAUACAGGCACACGUACAUCAUGUCGGAUAGCGACAUGAGAGCUUUGUGGGACCGUAUAAGGGAGCUGCUAUCAGAUAAUCAGCUGGAGGUGAGGAUAUUGGCGGCAACGACAUUGACCGGUAUGAUGAAAGGACCUGGAAUCAGGUUUGCCGAAGAAUUUAGAAACACCAUACUUGAAAAAGCCUUGGUGCAACUCGGCCAAAGAACAAAAAACAGGAAGACCAAGACGAGAACGAAUUGCGCUUUAGCCACCACUCAUGGACUCGUGCUUGGCCUUGCUGCUUGCAUAUUAUCUGUCCCUUACGACAUGCCUAGAUGGUUGCCAAACAUGGUGAUAGCUCUCGCUGGGUUUAGUCACGAGCCAUGGCCCAUCAAGGCCACUGUAACAAGGACUAUAGCUGACUUCAGACGUACACACAUGGAUACUUGGGACAUUCAAAAGGAGGCCUUCAGUGAAGACCAAUUAGAGGUUCUCUCUGACCUUACAUCAUCUGCUUCUUAUUUCGCGUAGAAGAUUUUCAGAAUUUAAGUCUACCUGCUCGAAAAAUUGGAUUUGUUUAGGAACUUUAGUUUUAGAUAUGCCUUCCGUUUAGAAGACCCUAGGUAGAGUUCAGAAUCUAGGCACAUUAUUUAUAUUAAUAAAUUUCUUCAUGAUUAUAACAGUUACCGUAGCCAAAUUCUAUUUUCACAUGCAGCAGUGAUAGAUCACCAGUGAAAGUCAUCAAAUCCUUUUUCAGGCUGACCGGCUGCUUCGUGGAUUAGAUAUUUUGUAGACAGUGCAGAAAGUUCAUUCUCCAUCAGUCAUAGAACUUAGGCUUUAUGAGAUUGACAAGACUUGGGGUUAUGAUUCUGAGAAAUAUUUUUUCUUUCAAUGGAAGUUGUUGUAGAUCACUGCGAGUAAAUUAUCUCCGUCUCAGACGCUCAUUGGAUUUUAGAACAUUCUGACAUUGCGCAAGAUGCAAUUUCCUCCUUUUUUAUGCACUCGGGUUUUCUUCUACAUUCUCUGUAGUGUCGCACUCUAAAGAGCAAGCAUCAAGUCAUCACAUUCUUCUGAAUGCUUCAGGAAGGUGAUUUUUGAGGGAAUCCGGAGUGAAUAGAGACGUUGUUUAUGAGACAGGUCGAUGCUCUAGGGUCCUAUUGAGCUGCUUUGAUCCUCACGUAGCUCAAAAUUUGUCCAUAAUGCCCAGCUUUUUUACUUAAGCUCAAUCCGUCAAUUAGAGCGACCUAGAUGAUUUUUUCUGUGGACAUAUUUCCUCUGAAAGAACCAGAUGGAUGUCGUGGAGCCCGACGUUACGAUUUCUCUGAAGAUGAGUUUUGUGAAGCCGUGUGUUUCCUGCUUCCUCUGUCGUCCUGACCUCUAUGAUGCUGCUGAAGUUACUUUCUUCCGUCAAUACAAAUAGCAAAGAAGGAAAGGUAGAGAUCAGGGAGAUACAGGCACAGUAUGGGUUGGAGCGGACGUAUUUCGAACCUGGACGAAGGAAAGAUUUUGUUCCAUAGCGAGUCUCUGAUAAGGGAGGAAGUUUCUCGCCGAUGCACAAGGUUGCUUCAUGCUCUAUUAACAUCGGAGUGCGCGGUUGGCUCUACCUUUACGACUCUUCCGAACCACCGCAGGCAGGCCCGAAACUCUUACCGACCAAUGCUUCGCUGCAGCAGUUAUUAAAGUGGCUUUUUAAAAACGUUUAUGGGAGAGCUUUCAUUUCUUUGUGCAGGACACAAGUUUGGCCCAUCAUGCUCUUAUCUGUUGGUCUUCUGGCAAUAGGGCAACCAGUGUUCCAAAGCCCUGUGCUUCUUCUGCUUCUGGGUCUGUCUCGGCAUGGGAUGGAGGGGGAUUGUGUCCGCCCACAAUUCACUGAAUCAAUCUGCCAAAACCAUGUUCGAACAUAAGACGGAGUAUAUUUGUCGGGUCAGGUUUAGCUAUUCAAGGCCAUCGGGGCUUCUUGCCUGGACCUAAUGAUCUCAAAAGAAAUUGUAUGCCACUUGGAAUCCCAGUUAUGCAAGCAUGUAAUAAGCAUGUAGCAGUCGAAUAGCCAAGGCGUAUGGGAGUAAAUCCCUUAUGCCGUGUUCAAUAAAAGG
Messenger RNA from Marchantia polymorpha subsp. ruderalis, 8793 nucleotides. The record is from the annotation of a GenBank genome assembly. NCBI's taxonomy places the organism in Eukaryota, Viridiplantae, Streptophyta, Marchantiopsida, Marchantiales, Marchantiaceae.